Messenger RNA from Helianthus annuus (common sunflower), 486 nucleotides. RefSeq names its product protein FAR1-RELATED SEQUENCE 11-like. The transcript has a single exon. Lineage: Eukaryota; Viridiplantae; Streptophyta; Magnoliopsida; Asterales; Asteraceae. The coding region runs from base 1 to 486 and encodes 161 amino acids. The record is from RefSeq and is a predicted model, not a curated record.
AUGGCAUUUUCUGAUUUUUCUGUUCCUCGCUGUGCUUUCUCAGACGAAGUUGCUUCCUCGAGUCAAAGGCUUUGCCCCAAAACUGGAUUACCUUUUAUCAUUCCUGACGUCAGUGAAGAAAUAAAGCCCACAAUGGACAUGGUGUUCUCAAGCCUCGAGGAUUGUUAUUCAAUGUAUGUCAAGUAUGCCAAGGAGUGUGGGUAUUCAGUCAGGAAAGUUACUACAAAGACAAACUCUAAAGGGGUGUUACAUAUUAAGUAUUACUUGUGUACGAGAUCUGGGUUAUACAAGGACAAGAAGGUUGAUACGUUGGACCCCAAUCAAAAGGAGCAAUUAGUGCGAUCCAACUUUUCAAAGAGGACUGAUUGUGGUGCACUGUUAGGUGUAACUUUUGAGGAUGGAUCAUGGAAGGUGUAUAAGUUUUUCGAGGAGCACAACCAUUAUCUUGUUGAACGUCCUGAUAAGCAUUUUCUUCCAACUGAAUGA